Molecule: messenger RNA, 1563 nt
Organism: Seriola aureovittata
Lineage: Eukaryota; Metazoa; Chordata; Actinopteri; Carangiformes; Carangidae
Product: ecto-ADP-ribosyltransferase 4-like
Exons: 3
Coding region: 286-1323 (345 amino acids)
Molecular function (GO): NAD+ poly-ADP-ribosyltransferase activity; NAD+-protein-arginine ADP-ribosyltransferase activity
Source: RefSeq, a predicted model, not a curated record
UGCUGCAAACUAAGGAAAAGAAAAGCAUUUUUAGUCAAGUAAAAUGUAAAAACAGUUUCUUUUGUGAAAUGGUUUUGCAUCAACCAUUAAAUGCUAUUUAAAUAUCACAGGCAAAGAUAAGCUAGCUCUGGCACCUUUAGGCAGUCUGUCUGUGUGCUGUGGGCUGAGUGGUUGUACCUGUAAAUCCUGUGUGUGAGCUGGGACUUUCUUGCUGACACAGCAUCUGCACUCUUUGCAUUCAAGGAAUAUAAUGCUGCUAUUGAAAGCACUUUCCAAAGGAAAGAUAUGAAGUUUGGCAAAAGACCAGCAUGUGGGCUGAAAUCAUUGAAAAGCUGGGUGGCUCUUUGUGUGUUGAUCGUGGUGAUGCUCCUGUUGUGUCAUGACCCGUUGCUAAUAAUCUGGUGGCCUCAGAAACCUGCUGAGAAAACUCAGAGUGAGGGUUUACCUCUGGAUAUGGCGACAGAUUCCAUUGAUGACAUGUUUGACGGAUGCCGAUCUGAAGCAGCCUCUAUGAUCGACCUAUUUGGCGUGUUUGAGUGGCACUUUAACAGAAACUUCAGUUUUGCCUGGGCUUCAGCUGAAAGAAAUGCAAAGAAACCUGCGUACAAGUUCCUGAAAGAAGACCACGCUAUAGUCAUGUACAUGUACACAAAACUGAAACAUAUCCAAGAAGAUUUCAACAAAGCAGUGAAAACAGGGAAACACAAGUACAGCACAUACGGUUUCAAGUACCACUAUUUCUACUUUUACCUGACCGAUGCCAUUCAAGUUCUGCAUCAGAAUCAGACGUCGUGCAGAACCACCUAUCACAGGACAUGGAGACAGUUUAACCGCAAUGUCGUCAACACAAACAUGCGUUUUGGUGCCUUCACUUUGGCAGCUUCGACUAAGCCGCCAUUUGAUUUUAAUGGCAAUGUGUCUUGUUUUGAGAUCUACACAUGCUUUGGUGCGGAUGUGACAUAUUACUCUGCUACAAACCAAAUGGGACAGGUGCUGAUACCUCCAUAUGAGGUUUUCAAAAUCACUGACGUCCUAACAAAUGACCAAUGGUGCAGUGUGGUUUACAAGCUAGAGAGCACCAAAAUACCAGCGAGAGAUUUAAAUUGUAAACUACAUCAACAUCAAAUAAAACAAUAUUUUGGAGAUGUUCCAACACACUGGCAUAAAAACGGUGUGGGGAUGAGGAUGUUAGUAUAUGUUCUACUGAUGGUUAUAGUUGCUUUAGUUCUUGUAAUCCGUGGUAAAAUGUGUUUUGUGGCUGCAGUGACGGGUGCUCUGCUGGUGCUGAUUUUUAUUGCGAUGAUGGUGAGAAUUAGCCACUGAAUCAAUGACGGGAGACGAGGUGUUAAUGGGACACAUUCCCAAAACCCCCCCCCCAAAAAAAAACCCCAAUAAAAAACAAUAAUACCAUUUCAGAUAUUUGAAGCAUUUUUGAUUGUUUCCAGACUGGACUCUACAUAUUUACUGGGAAGUAUUUGCACUGCUCAAAUAAAUGAACUUGUAUAAAACAAAGCUUCCUGUGGGAUAUUGUAAUUAUUCCUUGGGUCAUAUCAGUGGUAUUAA